UUAUUUAUGAUAACGUGAUGAUAAGCUAGCAGUCUCGGCUUAUUUAAUUCUUUUGGUAAUUAGCAAUGGACUUGGUUCCUAACUAAAAUGCUCCCUUUCAUAAAAGGUGUAGAGUACUUUCCAAGCCACGAAGUUCCUAAAUUGGUGGGUUAUUCAGGGUGUACUAAGGAGGCGUGUACAUGUCAUCACUGUUCGUCAUCAAAGAAAAAAGUUCCGCCCUUUCUCUCCCUCUCUUUUCUUUUGUUGUUACAAUAGAAGUAUUCAUCAAUGGCAGGAGAAAACUAUAUUGGAUCAAAGAUUUCUCUCAUCAGUUUAAGUGACAUUCGUUACGUUGGUAUUCUUCACAGUAUCAAUGCUCAAGAUUCCACAGUUGGAUUAAAGCAAGUUCGUUCUUUUGGCACCGAGGGACGUAAAGGAAAGCUCGAAGAGGAAAUUCCUCCUUCUGAAAACGUAUUUGACUAUGUUGUAUUCCGUGGAUCGGAUAUUAAAGAUCUCCAAGUCUUCGAGGCUCCUCCCAAGCCUACCCCUCCACCACAAAGCCUCCCUCAGGAUCCUGCUAUCAUGAGUAUGAGCGGGUACCCUCCUAUGAAUCCAUAUAUGGGUGGCAACAUGUAUAUGCAACCUCCACCUGUUUCUCAGCAGCUUCCUCAUCAACAGCAACAACCUCCGUUCCAACCUCCUCCCGUCCUUCAGCAACCUCAUUUACACCAGUCGCAACCACCUCAGCCGCAACCACAUCCUUUACAACAGCAGACAAAACCUCUUCAAACACAACCCCAACAGCAGCACCGUCAGGCACAACCCCAGCAACCCCAGCAACAUCAACAGCCACCUAAACAGCAGCAGCAACCACCACCACCACAACAACAACAACAACAACAACCCCAGCAACAGCCACAACAGCAGCAGCAACAACCUAUCCAAGGUUACUGGAAACCUACUUACACUGAAACUGAAGUUGACCAACUUGAAAAGGAUACGUUGGAUGAAUUGAAAGCUGAAUUGGCUGAAGCUGAUGCUCUCCAGCCCAAUAUUAAUGAGGCUACGAUUGAGGAAUUGGCAAAGAAAGUGAGUGAGUUGAACCCAGUUGAUGAACCUAAACAAUCUUCUGAUGAACACCGUCCAAACAACCGCCGCCACGAUCACAGCAAUCACCGUGGUAAGCGUCACAGCAACGACAGACAAGUCAACCAUAAGAACAAGAAUGACUUCAAUAUCCCCUCUUCAGAAUUUGAUUUUGAAGCUUCUAAUGCCAAAUUUGAUAAAAACGAAGUCAUAAAGAAAGAUGAAGGAAGCGCUUUGGAGACAGUAGCCGAUAUUCCUCCUCCUGAUAACUUCUAUAACAAGAGCUCAUUUUUUGACAACAUCUCUUGCGAGUCAAAGGAACGUGCAGAACAACGUGACAAUGAACAACGCCGUAACCGUUUCCAAGAAGAACGUAAAUUGAACAUGGAAACAUUUGGACAAGCAAGUGUCGACCAAUCCCGAUACCGUAGUAACUAUAAUCGAGGACGCGGUAGCAAUUAUCGUGGCCGUGGAGGAUAUUAUCGUAGCAGCAACCGUAGUAAUACUACAAACGGAUAUAGACAGAACAAUAAGGCAUAAAGAAAACAAGUGUAGUAGACUGCAAUCACAUAUCUUAUGUAUGAUAAUAAUAAGUGUGCUUAACCCCCUUUCCUCUUUUGGG
This is a messenger RNA of Rhizopus microsporus ATCC 52813, 1687 nucleotides long. RefSeq lists its product as uncharacterized. Gene Ontology annotation, cellular component: P-body. Gene Ontology annotation, biological process: cytoplasmic stress granule assembly; P-body assembly. The record is from RefSeq and is a predicted model, not a curated record. NCBI's taxonomy places the organism in Eukaryota, Fungi, Mucoromycota, Mucoromycetes, Mucorales, Rhizopodaceae. Gene Ontology annotation, molecular function: mRNA binding. The transcript has 6 exons. The coding region runs from base 268 to 1605 and encodes 445 amino acids.